This is a messenger RNA of Populus nigra (black poplar), 489 nucleotides long. RefSeq lists its product as uncharacterized. The coding region runs from base 1 to 489 and encodes 162 amino acids. Lineage: Eukaryota; Viridiplantae; Streptophyta; Magnoliopsida; Malpighiales; Salicaceae. The transcript is spliced from 2 exons. The record is from RefSeq and is a predicted model, not a curated record.
AUGAUACCUGCAUUUCUAUCGAAACAAGAAGUGUUGGUGGUAAUCAUGAGUGAGCAAAGGCUUCGGAAAGCGGUGUCUUAUGAUUCAUAUGAAAUUGACAAAUAUGAGACUUCGGAAGACAUUGCUACCAUUGAUGAAGUCAAGCAAGUAGAAUGUGAAUGUUGUGGACUCAAAGAGGAUUGCACGCCAGAUUAUAUCUCGGAAGUUAAGGGCUCUUAUUCUGGUAAUUGGGUCUGUGGCCUUUGUUCUGAAGCUGUCAAAGAAAGAAUGGCACAAGGUCCGAAAGUCGCCAUGCAUGAAGCUGUUUGCUCUCACAAGGAUUUUUGCCAAAAGUUCAACACCACUAGAGUCAAUCCUCAGCUAUCAUUGACGUUUGCAAUGAGGGAUAUAGCAAAAAGAAGUAGUGAGAAUAGAAGCUCCAAGAAUUCGUCCACAACAAGGAUUGCUCGAAGCACUAGCUGCGUUCCAAGGAUUGAUCUCAACCAUUAA